Messenger RNA from Caenorhabditis angaria, 2179 nucleotides. Lineage: Eukaryota; Metazoa; Nematoda; Chromadorea; Rhabditida; Rhabditidae. The record is from the annotation of a GenBank genome assembly.
AUGUAUAUUCUCCUAGUUCUCCUGUUUUUCUCACAAUCAAUAAGUCAAGCAUCUUCAACGUGUGAUCAGAAUAUCACCGAUAUUUCACAUCUCAACUUCAACCUGACAAUCCUUCCAAAUUGCACAAAACAUCUCCCAAUUUACCCAGGAAAAUCGAUAGAAUUAGAAAUAUUCUGUGGAGCAGGUUUUGACAUCUAUCUGAUUGUUAAUGUGGAUGGGGAUUAUCACACAAUCUAUCACUCGUAUUUUUCGUCAAAUUGCGAAAGGACAAAAAAAUCAUCGAUUAUUUGGAGGGCUCCCAAGAAUACCGGGCUGAUUUUAGAGAAUAAAAUAGAUUCGCAAGGUGAUGAUGGUGACUAUGAAGAUGAUUUUUAUCAUGCGAAUAGCACCAUACAAGUUAGUGUUAUCAAAAAUUCAAACGUUUGCGGAUAUCCUCUUGUAAAACUCAAUACAUAUUAUCAGGAAACAAUUAUUCAAACAGAUACGACUUUUGAUAACUCACAAGCUUGUAUCUAUCGACUUAUUGCUCCUCAAAAUUUUUCAUUUAAUAAAAUUAUGAUUUCUUUCAACACUACUGAUCAUAUAAAAUAUGAUAAAAGAGUUUAUCGAAAUCCCGGGAGUCCAAUAUUCCACGAGGAGAGUUUUGAAGUUAACAAUCAAAGUUUUGUCCUUGAAACUUUUGAUAUUUUAUUGAGAGAGUAUGUGAACCCUCCAGAAGUCUAUGCAAAUCUAUUUUAUGAUCGUGAGUUGUUGACUAAAAACCUUUUAUGUUGAAUUUAAGGUUGCUUGCGUGGAAUUGAAACCAUCAAAAUUCAAUCAAAUGAAGAAUUGAGAACAAUCGUGAUUUCUGAAGAUUUUCUGGAUUAUUGCGAUUUUACAAGAACCUCAAUUUUCCGCAUUGAAAUCAUCGAUAAAAAACCGGAUGAAUAUAUUAUUUUUGACCACGAUAUUGAAGUUCAGAAUGAUAGACAUUUCAAUUUAUAUCAUCUAAACGAUCGGGAACACCAGAUUAUGAAGUAAGUUUGAAAUUGAAUUUUUAUUUAGACACUUCACCAAAAAGUGUUCAGCUCUACUCAUUGGCUCAAAACGGCUGCUUUUAACACAACUGGAUUAUAUUUGGAAAUAAUGGACAAGCAUGCUUUGUACACGGUUACUGUAAACAUUUAUAGAGUGAAGAUCAAGGUUGGAUGUCCCUAUUCAUUUUAUGAUUCGGAUACAUUCAGAGAAGAUGGAAAAACUAGUUUAGAAAUUGCGGAAAAUUGCAAAACUGUUGUUUAUCAUUGGAGAAUAAUUAACCAACAUUUGAACGCAAAAAUAAUUGAUUUAAGUUUAGGAAUUGAGGGAGCUCAUAGGAAUGAUACUAUUGAUGUGAAUGAACAUAACGAACGAUUUUCGUAAGAUUUUUAAAAUAAAAGAAAUUAUAAUUGAAAAAUGUUUUUUCAGGAGAAACGCAAAUAUUUUUAUUAAAUCUGGAUUACCUUAUGAUACCAGCAGUCGAAAAUUGGAAGUGGCAUUUGUUCGUCUUCAAUCAUCUCACAAGCAAGCUACAAAAAUCAAUUUUGCAUGGAAAUUUGCAAUCAGUAAGUACACUUUAAUACACUUCAAAAUUUUAUUUCAUAAACAAAUUAAAGAUUGUAAAUGUAUCAGUCAUGUUAGAUAUCUCGCACUGGGUUCCAGUGAAAAUAUAACAAGCCUUAAUUAUCCUGAACCUUAUUGUAAAAAUUUGCAAUGUCGUGCCCAUUUUUACACCGAUGAGGAAGCUAUUUUUGAAAUUCAUUUGAAUUUCUUUCAACUCGACAAAAAUGGCGAUCAUUUAUCAAUUUAUAAUGGAGGAGUCAAUAAUUUGAAUUUGAUAGAAUAUCUGGAUGGAAAACAUAGUUUAGAAUUAAUAAAAGCUGGGCAACAAAUCACUUUUCUUUUUGAAUCGAAUUCUCGGAAAACACGGAAUGAUAAAGGAUUUCAUAUCACUUUAAAAAGUGUGAAGAAGCCUAAAGAUUUAUUAACAACUACCUCACAUUCUGUGGAAGUUACAACUUCAGAAUCGAAAAAAUAUUCGGGGUCAACAUCUUACGGAGUUGUGAUAUCUAUCUUCAUUCUUUUGAUUUUGGUUGUGGGUGGUAUUGGAUUUUUCGAAAAACAUGGAAAAUUAAAUCUGAUUAUUGAAAAAAUAAGGAGAUGA